AUGGCAGACUCCCAGGCAUGGCAAGCCCAAUUCGGUCACCAGCCUUGGUUUGAUCCCCAAACUUCAACCCAUGGAUUGCAGCUGCAGUCACAGCCUGAUCUUGACCUGAUAACCGUACCAGGCAACGGUGACAGUGAUCCUCAGACCGACCAAGGGCUGUAUCAUGUCAACUACUCGAUGCCGCAAUCGCAGACACUUACUCGUGGCAGCCGCGGUCACCCAGGCUUUAACUCUGAAGCGUCCAUGUCACAGCCAGAGUCGACGCAACCUGAAGGCCAGAACUCAGGGCUAAUCAUCCUGUCACUGCCCCAGUGGCAGCCAAUGGUGCCAGCACAAUUUGGAGGCUUGAAUCCAAGGCCAGUCCCACAGCUAGUGCCUGCCCAACUUGAAGUCUCAUUGAACUUAGGGCGAUUCCCCCCCUUGCUGCCGCAGUGGCACCCACAAUUUGAAGGCCCAAGCUCAGGGAUAAUACCCCCCUCGCUACCCCAGUGGCAAGCGCCCGUACCACAAUCAGCGCCUGUGCAAUACGGAAGCUCGAGCUUGGGGCUCCCCCCCUCACAGCCGCAGUUGCAGGCACCGCCGUCGUUCGACUCUCAACAUUUUCACCCCUGUUUUUCCUUGUCCGACACCCACAGCUCGGAGCCCCCCAUCACUACUUUUCAGGCAAAUAUAACCGAAAAUUUGGGCCACGUCAGAAGCAUCCGUACAAGUCAUAAGCGUGAUAGCCAAUGGUUCACAGCUUUUGGUGAUACAAAGCAUGCACACCCCACAGGAACACAUGGGGCAUCCAAAAUGGAACCCGUCACUAUAGCACCGGAUGUACUCAAGAACAAGAAGAAGCUGGCUCAUAGCAGCAUGAUGCAGAGGGUCUUUGAGAUGGGCCUUUUCCCCACCCCGGAUGAAAUUACUACGACGGUGAAUGCAGCACUUGAUACUGCGAUUGGUUCUGAUGUGGGCCUCAAUGCAUGGAAAAUGACACAUGAGGGUCAACUUUUCAUCGGCAGAUUGAAGGGAAUCGUGAAGAAUAUUCACUCUGACUUUCAGAAGGCAGUACCGACCGUUGUACUUGCAUCAAACCAAUCUUUGGCCGAACUGUUGAUGACCAACGCAGACAUGCAAGCAUCGCAAAAUGCUAGGUUUGGCAAUCUGGUGGAAAACACUUCAUCCUUUGAUGUAAAUAUUCGUUGGCCUGUGGAAGACGGUCAUGUCGAAUCAGUCCAUGCGCCGUUGGCACACUCUUCAGUCACUGCCCUACUGGAAUAUAUGCUAGUAACAAAGAAAUACUUGGAUUAUCUUCGCACGAACACAGGUAACUGGAAAACUCAUUUUGGACACGCCUUCACCUUUUCAGCUGCAAUAUGUUGUUUGGAGUUAGAGAAACUCUCACAUGCAGGCUGGGAAAAUGCAGUUGCCAACGACUUUCCGAUUAACAGAGUUAAGGCAGUGUAUGAUCAGUAUGUGGACUACAUUUCUUCCUUGGUCGGUGAUCGAAAGUCGAUCUUUGAUCAAAUGUUGUCUGGGAUGUACCGAAAAGCUUGA
This is a messenger RNA of Suillus discolor, 1539 nucleotides long. RefSeq lists its product as uncharacterized. The transcript has 4 exons. The record is from RefSeq and is a predicted model, not a curated record. The coding region runs from base 1 to 1539 and encodes 512 amino acids. NCBI's taxonomy places the organism in Eukaryota, Fungi, Basidiomycota, Agaricomycetes, Boletales, Suillaceae.